Messenger RNA from Galeopterus variegatus (Sunda flying lemur), 966 nucleotides. RefSeq names its product carbonic anhydrase VI (gene CA6). Gene Ontology annotation, molecular function: zinc ion binding; carbonate dehydratase activity. Bases 1 to 966 code for a protein of 321 amino acids. The record is from RefSeq and is a predicted model, not a curated record. NCBI's taxonomy places the organism in Eukaryota, Metazoa, Chordata, Mammalia, Dermoptera, Cynocephalidae. The transcript is spliced from 8 exons.
AUGAGGACCCUGGUGACUCUGCUGUCCCUGUUCCUCCUGGGUGCCCAUGCCCAGCAUGGGUCCGAGUGGACCUACUCAGAGGGGGCGCUGGAUGAAGCGCACUGGCCGCAGUCCUACCCCGCCUGCGGGGGGCAGAGACAGUCGCCCAUCAACCUGCAGAGGAGGAAGGUGCAGUACAACCCCUCCCUGAAGGCGCUGAACCUGACGGGCUACGAGGUCCAGGAUGGCAAGUUCCCCAUGAUCAACAACGGCCACACAGUGCAGAUCAGCCUGCCCUCCACCAUGCACAUGACGGCCUCCGACGGCACCGUGUACAUAGCCCAGCAGAUGCACUUUCACUGGGGUGGCGCAUCCUCAGAGAUCAGUGGCUCUGAGCACACCGUGGACGGGAUCAGACAAGCAGUCGAGAUUCACGUUGUUCACUACAAUUCUAAAUAUGAGAGCUACGAUAUAGCCCAAUAUGAACCAGAUGGUUUGGCUGUACUGGCAGCCUUCAUUGAGACCAAGAAUUAUGCUGAAAACACUUAUUACAGCAACUUCAUUUCUCAUUUGGCCAACAUCAAGUACGCAGGACAAAGCACAGAUCUGACUGACCUUGACAUUCAGGACAUGCUGCCUGAGGACCUCCACCACUACUACAGCUACCAGGGUUCACUCACCACUCCUCCCUGUACCGAGAACGUCCGGUGGUUUGUGCUGGCAGAUUCCGUCAAGCUCUCCAAGUCGCAGAUUUUGAAGCUAGAAAAUUCCUUACUGGAUCACAAGAACAAGACCAUCCAAAACGAUUACCGCAAGACCCAGCCCCUGAACCACAGGGUAGUGGAAGCCAAUUUCAUGUACUUCCCGAAUCAGCAUUACGCUCUAGGCUCUGAGUUCCGGUCUUACCUAAGCAAGAUCAGCGAGAAUAUCGAGUAUGUGAGAAAAUUUGUCGAACAGAAGAAAGCGAGGAGAAAAAGCCAGUGUUAA